Molecule: messenger RNA, 1836 nt
Organism: Cyclospora cayetanensis
Lineage: Eukaryota; Apicomplexa; Conoidasida; Eucoccidiorida; Eimeriidae
Exons: 6
Coding region: 1-1836 (611 amino acids)
Source: RefSeq, a predicted model, not a curated record
AUGGAGGCCGGCAAGGAACAAGAAUUCGCCCUUGUAUUACUAUCUCGAUCCCUUCCAGCUUCAUCCUUAUUUGUUUGCGUUGGUGAGCCUCUUACUCAGUGUCCCUUUUUGCUCGCACUCGCACUGUCUAAGGCGCAGGAGGCCCCUUAUAUUCUUGGUCCACUAGCCUGUUGUAUUGCCUCUCUACUGUCGAUGCCUGCAGAUCGGGAUAUUCUCUGCAAGGCAUUUCUGGUGGGCCGCACACUUAGGGCCACAAUUCCACCGCUGGAUCCAGGGAGACACUCUGUGACAAUCACAAACAGUCAGGGGGAAACUUACUUCGUUCAAGUUGGUGGCCUCCCUGGCAACAGCACCGAAAACUCAGAGACACAAUCACUUCCCCUAGUUGUGGUGGCCUACCCUCCGAGCCGAAAGCAGCCAAGACUCUGCUACAGCGCCAAAGGGAUGCGACGUAGGCCAAACCGUGAUGAUGAUGCCUCUUGGAGCUUUGAAGGCCCCUUCUCAGGUGCAGGGGCCUGUGGUCCUUACACGCCAGCAGAGCUAGAAGAGUUUGUUGCAGCCACAGAGAGACAGAUGUGGGGGCCCAACAAGCCAGUGGUCCCCUUUAGUAACGCCUUGAGGAGUGAUGUAAAGAAGGGCAAGAAGGCUCAGUCCUUCGAUGACAGACUGCGGAAGUGCCUUCAGAUGGCCUAUGGCCAGAGAACAGCCCUCACGCGUCCAGCCGAAAGUGUCCCCUCAUUUGUCCCGGAUGACCUUUCAGAGUGCCGCAUACCCCUUGCGUUUAAGGCCUCUCUCUAUGCUUCCUGUCAGCCUUCGACGAGGAUGGCAAUUGCCUCUUUCCAUUCUCAGAUGUUCGAGUUCAUGCCCUUUGGGGUUGUCUCGGCGCACAUCUUCAUGAAGUCGCAUCCUUCAGAUAAAAUAACUAUCUUCGCCUUCACAAUAACUCCGCCAGACAGCAAGAGUAAGCUGCCUCACUGUCUUUUUGUUUCUGCCUCCUAUCCUGCCAUGUGGGGGCCCCUGUCUCUCGAUGUCGUACUCGUCGACCAUUUUUCGUGGCAUUACUCGACCCCGCCCCUUUUCUCGCCACUCUCCAUUUGUCCACUAUGCUCUCUCUCUCUCUCUCUCAAUUUUACUGCAGUGUCCGAUUCAAACGCAGUAGCCUACUAUCCCUCCGUUGUCUCUGCAUUCUCAGGCCGCACUGUUCCCGUGUGCUCCGAGCCUCCUAAUGUAGCCUCUCUAGAUCGCUUUGAGGCCUCCGAGAGACUUUGUGCAGACACUCGCCACUGGAGACACGUAGAUACGAGCGUUCCCCGGAAGAACGCAGAGGCCGCAGCCUACGUCUUUGGCACGUCAGGGGAUUCCCAGUGCCCGGUUCCCCAGUCUUUGAGAUAUUCGAAACACCCCCACAAGGAAUACCCCGAGGGCAUUGAGAUUGCACCCUACGUCUUCCUGUACUUUGAGCCUUGGCCGGUAGCCGAUCUCCCCAUUCCAGAGCCAAAACUCCCGAAAAUGAAGAGCGAAGGCGUGCAUGGGCAGUCACCAGCUCCAAAGUCUGUCCCUGGCGGCACUGCAACAGUGAAGCCCUUAGGAACAACUGCUGCAGAUGAUUGUGCAGCAGAUGAAGGCCCAUACUUCUCAGUUACCUUGUGCGUGGGCAAAUACAUUUUCUCGUCCGUUAUAGGCGUGCACCGACGUGUGCUGUCCGCGAUCUUCAACGACUGGUUAAAGGAAGUGCCCCAUAAGAAGGAAGCAGAGCAGCAAUUGGUGAGGAUGAAGCUCAAAGACGUCGUGAAACCGAUACUUAACGGGGCAUCUCUGGCAGGCAAGGCAUUCUAA